AUGAUGGAGUGUGAGAUCAGACACCAAAAUGCAAUAAGAAAGCAUGGAAUUGUAUUUGGAGUAGUAGUUCCAAAAAAUAUACCAGUAAAAUUGGCAGCCGUCUAGUCCUCUUGGGAUUUAGAGCAUUUGAAAACAUAGGGAAUCAAUCUUUUUGAUAAGGGAAGCUAGAAGAAAAUAUAUUUAUAGCUACACAAGUAGAUCAAAGGUGAAGAUCUACCUAUAAAGUAAAGUCGAGCAGGUCCUUAGCCUGCUCCAAAUCAGAAAAUUAAGAUGCAUGAUUUUACUAAUGGAAAAGUACCUUAAGAGUUUGCAUCGCAGCUUGAAGGCUCACCCUUCAUUAAAGGCAGCACAAAAAUGAAAGCAAUCGACAUUGAGCGUACUAUAAAAGAAGUAGAUGGGAUACAAUCUCAAAGAGAAUAGACAAAAUCUAAGGGUACUAAUUAAACUAAUAGAUCAAUUAUGGAACAAGCAAUACAGAGAUAAAAAACCAAAAAAUAGCAUCAUGCCUAUAGAACAACUCGAGCAGAAGAAGUAGAAAAAUUAGCCAGAGAACUUUAAGACUGA
Molecule: messenger RNA, 564 nt
Organism: Stylonychia lemnae
Lineage: Eukaryota; Ciliophora; Spirotrichea; Sporadotrichida; Oxytrichidae
Source: the annotation of a GenBank genome assembly